Galleria mellonella (greater wax moth) is the source of this 3379-nucleotide messenger RNA. RefSeq names its product facilitated trehalose transporter Tret1-like. The coding region runs from base 654 to 1874 and encodes 406 amino acids. Gene Ontology annotation, biological process: transmembrane transport. Lineage: Eukaryota; Metazoa; Arthropoda; Insecta; Lepidoptera; Pyralidae. Gene Ontology annotation, molecular function: transmembrane transporter activity. The transcript is spliced from 2 exons. The record is from RefSeq and is a predicted model, not a curated record. Gene Ontology annotation, cellular component: membrane.
AAAACAAAAUACAAACUCUCGACAUCAGUAUCAUUUAUCUAUCAAACUUAUUUAUUUAGGAAAAAAAUCCUAUCUCUCAAAUCAGCACAUAAAACAUAUUUUCAAAAUUUGGUUAAAAUCAUUUAAGCAGUUUUGAAGAUUAUCAUGAUCAAACAUCAUAACUCGAACUUUUUUAACGCCAUGCAAGCUAUUUUCUUAUUCUGUACUGAUAUCUCGUGCACAUACAACCACAAAAUAAUAGUUAACAUAGAUUUUCACUACUGUAACGAAAUUUCAAAACAAAAAGGUAUUUGGCGUAAAACUAUUCAGGCUGAACCUCCACACAUUCCUUAGUUUUGUGAAACUAAGGAAUGUGUGGAGGACUAUUAAAUUAAAUAUUGGUCUUAUUCAAUAUAUAUUAGCUGAACUCAAAUCAGAAAUUUUUUAAUAUCUCUGUAAAUUAUUAAUACCCAUUAAUUCCUCUCUUUAAGGAAAGUAGAUAAUACUUUCGAGAAAUCAAUUCAGUGUACGACAGAGCUGAUAUACGCAAAGAAGGUAAAAACCCUUAAAAUUAAAAAAAAAAGUAAUUGUACUGAGCGGAUUUGGAAAAUGCGCCGGCAGCGUCUUGCAACAGUAUCACGGGAUUGAUCGGAUAUUUCACACUCUCACCAAUUAUGCAAAAAUUUGGUCGAAGAAAGACACAUUUUGGUAUAAACAUAACAAUCGUUGUGGGAUGGUUAACUAUUCUCUUCGCCAACAGCGUAACCAUGCUUUUCAUCGCCAGAUUAAUCCAAGGACUGACUUUAGGUGGAGUAUUAAUUAAUUGCAUUAUAGCAAGCGAAUAUUGUGACCCGAAAAGAAGAGGUUAUAUAGUAGCAAUGAAGAAGGUAGCAAUGUCAGUAGGAAUCUUAACAUGUCAUACACUUGCAUUAUAUUGGACCUGGAGACAAAUAUCUUUAUUCGCUGUAUUUCCACCUGUAAUUGUUAUGAUCAAUACUUGGUAUUGGCCAGAGAGUCCAUCGUAUUUGGCUUUAAAAGAAAAGAUUGAGGAGUGCCAAUAUGCUUUCUAUUGGUUGCAUGGAAAGUCGACAGAAAAAGAGAACGAAUUGGAGAUUUUAAUAGCAGCUCAGGCGGGAAGAACGCUAAAGAAUAAAAGAAAUAAGUGUAGUGCUGUACUUAAAUUAUUUUACGUUUUUCGUGAUAAAGGUUUUGUCAAAUCUUUUCUUUUGGCGACAUUUUUAAUAUUAGCUGUAGAUGCGUCCGGAAGAGUUUAUUAUUAUACGUAUAUUACUGAGAUUUUGAGAGAAAUAGUAAAAGACGAAGCUACUGCAGCUUAUUGUACGGUAGUUGUUGAUUUAUCGACAACGAUUGCACAAAUCAUAUCUGUUUUUUUAAUACACAAUCUAAAAAGGCGGACGGUACUUUUUUCUACAGGAAUAUUAUCAACUGUACUCAUGCUGGCAAUAAGUUUGACAUCAUUUUUGAAGUCGUUAUAUCAUUUUCCAUCAUAUUCAAUAUGGAUUAUACUUUUUAUAGUAAUGUUACAAAGUUUUGUAUCCUAUAUAGGUCUCAUACCAGUCUGUUACAAUAUUGUGGGAGAAAUAUUUCCUUUAGAAUAUAAAGACUUAGCGCCCAGUGUUUCGGGAAUAUCUUUUAUGACAUUUUUUUUCAUAACAUUGAAAUUUACACCAGUAAUUAUAGAUAGAACAGGUUUGCAUGGAAUGUAUUUGAUAUACGGUGUAUGCUUGUUACUAACUAUAUUUGUGUUAUAUUUCAUAUUACCAGAAACUAAAGACAGAACAUUGCAAGAUAUAGAGGAUGAUAUUAGAGGAAUAAAGAGAACAGCUUUAGAAGUAAAACCAAUGUUAGAGGAUAAACUAAAACCAUGUCCGUAAAGAUUAAAAAUAUAUAAUACAUUUUGCUCCGACUACGUAGUUACAAAUAUAUACAGAUAUUUAAGAUAUUAUGAAAUCUAAGUUAUUAUAGUUAUAGAAUAAAGAUAGUGUGCAUUUUUACAUAUAUAUGAAAAUUAUUCAUGAGAUAGAUAGAUAAAUUCUUUAUUUGCAUUAUUGAUGCAAAUUGAUGCAAAAUGAUUUUGAUAAACAUAAAACUGAGGAUAAAAAUGCAAUUUAUUUAAUAAUAUUAGAAUCCAAAAUUUAAAUAACAGAUAGAGUAUAUUGUUGUAAAUACAAUGAAUUUAUAAGUAUCAUAAUACUUAUUGAAAAAAAAUUACACACGUGUCUUUUUAAUGUAAGAUUUUAUACAUUUAAAUUUGUAAAACCCUCAGUUGAACGUAAGAACACUUCGCCACGUUUAUUUGCAAAUUAUACAACUUAGAAUGGCAAACAACCUGACGGCCCACCCGAUGGAAAGCGGCAACCAUCGCCUAUAGACAUGAGCAGUACCGUGGACAUAACAGAGUAUACUGUUUCGCCCAUGCGUUGCCAUUCCUGAGGACUCAGAUGUUACUCCUAUGGUAUUAGGUAUGGGUGAUAUGGAUACCGAUCCGAUAUCUAUAUAUCGAGUUCCUCUGUAUAUUGAUGGCGAAAAAAAAUUCAUCACUAGGUCGGAUAUCUAUUUUUGAAUAUGUUAGAAGUUUGUUAUCUAAUAUUACUUUUUGGAAGAUAGACUUUUAACUUAUUCAUUAUUGGACCGUAUAUAGAUAUCGUAAGUAUAUAUAGAUAUUACAAUUUAUAUAUUACAAUUAGUAUGAGGCGUUUUAAUAUACCAAUAGAUUUUAUCUGUUUAUCCGUUUAUCCGCAAAAGCUACUGCACUAUAUUGGACGCGUUUUUUAGUUAUACUACCGAAAGUCUAUGUAGGUCUCGUUAUUUCGUCAAACAUACAUUGUUUACGGAUAUUACCUACCAUUAUCAAAAAAAAGUAGAGACGUUUCUUUAUAUUGACUGUAUUUUCAGUGAAAAUUACAAUCAAUACAACCAAAUUAACAGCUCAUUUCUUUUUCUACUUCUAAGAUCCAUGUGUAAGAAGUAACGAACCAAAAAGAUUUUUAUGCAACUUAUAGUGGCAAAAAGCUGACGGCCCACCUAAUGGAAAGUGAUAACAGUCGCCUAUAACUAUCACCCACUUUUACCCUGAGUAGGGUAAAAGUGGGUGAGACGCCAUAUGAGGAGAGAUGCCAUACCCUCGCUAAUUCCGUGUGGGAAAGAAAUAAAUGCAUAUUUCUUACUGUGCUCGACAGCUUUUGGACGCUUCUCCAUAGACUUGUCAGUACCUGCUCGGCUGCACGCGGUCGUAACUGGAUGUUGAGGAAUGAAUGUUUUGUCGCAGAAUUUUUUUGCUAAGAAUUACGUGUUUCGUGUAAUUAUGGUUUCGGUGAACAUAAUUCAUGAAAACAAAGAGUCAGCAAUGUGUUGGUUUAAUAUAUUGCUGAAAGUGUUA